This is a messenger RNA of Drosophila innubila, 2144 nucleotides long. Its product is annotated as pescadillo homolog. Gene Ontology annotation, molecular function: RNA binding. Gene Ontology annotation, biological process: ribosome biogenesis; maturation of LSU-rRNA from tricistronic rRNA transcript (SSU-rRNA, 5.8S rRNA, LSU-rRNA). The transcript is spliced from 5 exons. The coding region runs from base 151 to 2049 and encodes 632 amino acids. The record is from RefSeq and is a predicted model, not a curated record. Gene Ontology annotation, cellular component: PeBoW complex; nucleolus. NCBI's taxonomy places the organism in Eukaryota, Metazoa, Arthropoda, Insecta, Diptera, Drosophilidae.
CUAAUCCCUUCCCACGCGACCAACAACACGAAAACGUGUGUUUUGGGUACGGCGCGUGUUUUUAUAUAAAAUAACACAACUUGCAAUAAUUGCAGCCGUCAAAAGCAAUUGUUUUAGUCGAAUUAAUAACAACAGUUCCCUACAGACAAGAUGAGACGUCCCAAGAAGUACGAGUCUGGCGAGGCCGUACAAUAUAUCAGUCGGCGUGCAGCGCUGCGAAAACUGCAGCUUUCCCUGAAUGACUUUCGCCGCCUUUGCAUCCUGAAGGGGGUUUACCCCCGCGAGCCUAAACACAGACGCCGCGCGCAGAAGGGCUCAUCGGAUAUUAAGAUACUGUACCAUGCCAAGGACAUACGCUUCCUUCUGCACGAGUCUAUCGUGUGGACGCUGCGUGACUACAAGAUUUUUGCCAAGAAAACUGGCCGUGAUCGUGCUAUCAAGGAUUUCCGCAACCUGAAACGUCGCCUGGCCAUGUUCCCGGAGAUCAAGCUUGAUCACAUUGUCAAGGAACGCUAUCCGACUUUUAUUGAUGCUCUCAAGGAUCUGGACGAUUGUCUGACUCUGCUGUUCCUAUUCAGCACAUUUCCCUCACUUCAUUUGAUACCACGCGAGCAAUCGAAUCUGUGCCGACGUCUGACCAUCGAGUUUCUGCACUAUAUCAUCGCAUCGAAGUCGCUGCGCAAGGUGUUCAUAUCAAUUAAGGGCUACUAUUUUCAAGCAGAGAUCAAGGGGCAGAAGGUCACCUGGAUAGUGCCACACUACUAUCCAUUCAAGCCACAGUCUCGUCAGGAGGUUGACUUUAAAGUCAUGUCCAUAUUUGUGGAAUUCUAUACCAUCAUGAUGGGCUUCACCAACUUCCGAUUGUUUCAUGGCCUCAACCUGGCCUAUCCACCACAAUUCCCCAGCAGUGUACUCCAGGACACCGAGGAGACAUUGAAGGAUGAAUCCAGCUUUGUUUCCGAUCGCAUUGCUGCACUAAACUUCGAGUUGCUACGCACAGACAAAGUGCAGGAGGAUGAGGAGGAGCCAGAUAUUGAUAUGGAGCUGUUAGAGCAGGAUGGCGAUUCCAAGCGCAUCAUCAAAAUGAAACAGGAUGCACAGGAAGUUUCUCGCCUGCGCACACUUUUCAAAGGUUUGAAAUUCUUCAUAAAUCGCGAAGUGCCACGAGAGCCGCUAGUUAUCAUCAUACGCUCCUUUGGCGGCAAAGUAUCCUGGGAUUCAUCCGUCUUUUCGGGCGCCACUUACGACGAAAGCGAUGAGACGAUCACGCAUCAGAUUGUGGACAGACCCAGCCUGAGCACACAGUACAUCUCCAGGGAUUACAUUCAGCCUCAGUGGCUCUUCGAUUGCGUCAAUCAGAGACAGCUGCUGCCCACCAACAAGUACUUCCUGGGAGAAAAAUUGCCGCCACAUUUGUCGCCAUUUGUCGACUCAAAACGCGAAUCCUAUAUACCACCAGAGGAGAAGGCGUUGCUUGAUCCUUCCCUGAUCGAAACGCAUGCUCAAAGCGAUGAUGAAUCUGAGGACGAUGCUGCCGAGCCAGAAGAGGAUGCUGUUGAGCAGGAGCUGCUAGAUGCGCAGCUGCAGCGCGCCUAUCAACAGGAGACAGCCGAAUACAAGAAGUACGGCGGACCUGACGGCGUUAAUGAAGAUGAAGAAGAUGAGCUUACGGACGACGAGGAGUUUGAUCAGGAAAGCGAGGAUGAGGAGGAAGAGGAGCUUGAUGAAAAGACUCGACUACUAAUGCAAGAGAAAGAGAAAAUGUCCGUACAGUCAGGUAAAGUGCACAAGGUCAACAAACGGCAAGUGCACAAGGCCGAAGUGGACGAGCACCGUCUGCAGGCGCGCAUGGUUAAGCCACGUCAUCGCAAUCUAUUUCGCAAACUAAUACGCGAUAAGCAGACCAAGGAGAAGGAGGAAUGGCUGCUGCGUAAAAAGCGUCGCAAUAUUGAUGCCAACGAUAAGGAGGCCAAGAAGACGGCCAAACGGGAGGCUCGCAAAGCGGCUGCAACUGCUGCUGCAGCUGCGUCCAAACUGGGCGGCAAGUAAACGGUUCUACCUCACGGUAUUCCAUAAACUGUGUCUUGAUCCUUAGGCUUAGAUUGUACCUAAAACCAAUAAAAACUAAAAAUGUAAACAAAAAA